This is a messenger RNA of Mucor velutinosus, 1434 nucleotides long. Its product is annotated as 60S ribosomal protein L38. Bases 1 to 1434 code for a protein of 477 amino acids. The record is from RefSeq and is a predicted model, not a curated record. Gene Ontology annotation, biological process: isopentenyl diphosphate biosynthetic process, mevalonate pathway; ergosterol biosynthetic process. The transcript is spliced from 7 exons. Lineage: Eukaryota; Fungi; Mucoromycota; Mucoromycetes; Mucorales; Mucoraceae. Gene Ontology annotation, molecular function: ATP binding; phosphomevalonate kinase activity. Gene Ontology annotation, cellular component: peroxisome.
AUGGCUCAACGCUGUACUGUUGCCUCUGCUCCCGGAAAGGUACUCUUAACCGGCGGUUAUCUCGUGCUUGAACAAGCCUACACUGGCUUAGUGAUUGGUACAUCAGCUCGAUUUUACACUGUCAUCAAGCCAGAAAGUGCCGGUGCUCCAGGUACCCUCACUGUACGCUCACCUCAAUUCGAUCAAGCAACUUGGCAAUACAAGGCAAUUGCUGAUGGCGACAAGCUUGAUUUUUCAUCCAUCACCACAGGGAGCAGUAACAAAUUCGUAGAGACAUGCUUAAAAUUCACAUUGCAAAUUAUCCUCGAGCGAACUGGAGCACAGCAAGUAAACCAACUGUUGAGCAAUGGCAUUGAAGUAACUAUUGUUGGCGACAAUGACUUUUAUUCACAACGUGCCCAGCUUGAAGCAAAGCACCUUUCAAACAAUGCAGCUGCAUUGGCGUCACUCGACCCCUUUUGCAAAACACACGCUACAUUGUCUACUGUGCACAAGACAGGUCUUGGAAGCUCGGCUGCACUCACAACAUCGCUUGUUGCUGCAUUAUUGCUCUAUUUCAAGGUAGUCAAUGACUCGCUGGACAAAAAGGAAAAGGUGCUCAUUCACAAUGUGGCUCAAUUUGUGCACUGCUUUGCUCAAGGUAAAGUUGGAAGUGGGUUUGAUGUAUCAUCUGCUGUCUGGGGAAGCCAUCGAUACAAGAGAUUCAAUCCAGCUAUUUUGACUCCAAUUAUGGAUGAACAUGUAGACUCCAAAGUACUAUCAAAGGCACUUGAUGCUCAUAACCAGAGCUGGGACAAUGAUGUUACUCCAUUCAAGCUGCCCCCAGGUUUUGAUUUGAUGUUGGCAGACAUUGAUGCUGGUAGCCAUACACCUACAUUGGUUGGAAAAGUAUUGGCAUGGAAGAAAUCAAAGCCUGAAGAAGCUGAUCCUCUUUGGGAUGAACUCGGCACAUACAACUCUCAGGUAGAACAGCAUUUCCGCCAAUUGUCUAUCUACCACGAGCAAGAUACCCAGUUGUACAAUGAGACGCUUGCUGCUUGCUCUCAAUUAACGUCCAGUGAAUGGCACACUGUACCUGGAUUUAUUGCCGAGGAGUUUGUGGCACUGGUCAAGGACGCUCAUCAUGUUCGCUCUCUCUUGCAAAUGAUGAGCGACUUGUCAGAUGUUCCUAUUGAACCCAAGGAACAAACAAGACUGCUGGAUGAAUGUGCCAGUGUUCCUGGUGUUGCAAUGGCAGUCGUUCCAGGAGCUGGCGGCUAUGAUGCCAUUGUUUGCAUUGUGUUGUCAGACAAGGCAAAGCAAGAUGUUCGCCAUGUUUGGGAGUCUUGGAAGGAGCUCAGUGUUGGUCCUCUUCUUUCUCAAGCAGACUCCCAUGGCAUCACGUGUGUAAAAUUAGAAGCUGUGCCUGGCCUAUCCGCUGUCCUCUCUGAUUAA